GCCAAUUGAGCAGCUGCCACUGUCAAGGAAGGUCAUCGCAGACCACAGUCCCAUGAUGAACAAUAAGGAUAUGCUGAGGAUACUUACAGCGAUUCUAUUUUAUACAGCUCUUUCGGCAGCUAAUUCAGAAACGAAUCUUCUAGUUUCGUCGAAAUGUAAGCUUUUGGAGGUGUCAUCCAAGAUGAUUAUCACUGAACAGCCCAACGGUGAAAAAGUGGAACAACUGGCGAGAGAUAUAAAAAUUAUAGUUCCUUUGAGAACCAGACAGAACAUUUCAGAUCCAACAUCCCCCCUUCGGACCCAUUUUGUCUACAAGAUUUCAGAUUUCUGCAAGAAUUGUGGUCAAAAACAACAAUCUCCAGAACAGCCCCAGUGCAAACCCAAACCUCCGCCCACAGAUGAAUGCUAUGCCCAUGAUGACAAAUCAUGCAGUGAUUAUCGGCGUCACUUCGGACCUGUUCAACACUUCAAGGAACGCUGGACUCAGAAGCCUACGGAGAUGCCUCUUCAUGCAACAAUUGAUCCAAAUUCUUUUUCAGAUGCUCCAUAAAUUGUUCUAAAGAUGUAACAAAUAAUUGCUCCUGUUUCUUUCCAGCCCUCCCUUUGCCAUAAUGCCUUCAUCCAACAGAAAAUAACAGCUUGAGCUCUGGCUUCAUAAUAAACACUGCUUUCUGUAUCAUGUAACAUCUGUAUAAAUGUAUCAUGGUUUGUUUCACAGAAACAAAACAAAAUUGA
Molecule: messenger RNA, 735 nt
Organism: Hemiscyllium ocellatum (epaulette shark)
Lineage: Eukaryota; Metazoa; Chordata; Chondrichthyes; Orectolobiformes; Hemiscylliidae
Product: immunoglobulin J chain-like
Exons: 4
Coding region: 53-550 (165 amino acids)
Source: RefSeq, a predicted model, not a curated record